This is a messenger RNA of Dendroctonus ponderosae (mountain pine beetle), 637 nucleotides long. RefSeq names its product small ubiquitin-related modifier 3-like (gene Sumo). The transcript is spliced from 3 exons. Gene Ontology annotation, molecular function: protein tag activity; ubiquitin-like protein ligase binding. Lineage: Eukaryota; Metazoa; Arthropoda; Insecta; Coleoptera; Curculionidae. Gene Ontology annotation, cellular component: nucleus. The coding region runs from base 154 to 435 and encodes 93 amino acids. Gene Ontology annotation, biological process: protein sumoylation. The record is from RefSeq and is a predicted model, not a curated record.
CUGCCGUAUUUGCCGCUUUCAAUCUGUCUACUAAACCAAGCCAGUGCCGGUAUUGAAUGUUAAAAGGUGUGUGUUUAUUGUUUAAUAACCUCCAUUUUACUGCACUUUACUUUAAUCGAUUUACGUUGAUUGUUUGCAAACAUUUCCUAAAAAAUGAGUGACGAUAAAAAGGGGGCUGAGGCCGACCGUAUCAACUUGAAAGUCCUUGGGCAGGAUAAUGCGGUGGUACAAUUCAAAAUUAAAAGACAUACUCCACUUAGGAAACUCAUGACUGCAUAUUGUGAAAGAGCUGGAAUUAGUACGCAAGUUGUACGGUUUCGUUUUGACGGCAACCCAAUAAACGAAACAGAUACACCUACCACAUUAGAUAUGGAAGAAGGAGACACCAUCGAAGUCUAUCAACAGCAAACGGGAGGAUACUGUUCGAAAUGUUAAUUUACAGUUAUGGAAAUUGUCAUUUAUAUCAGACCAUAUUCGCAUUAAUAAGAAUAGGUAAUAAUUUUAUCAGACGGUUUUAUCUUCUCGUUUCACAUACAAUAAUUUUAUCACGACAGUACAAUCUUAAUCGGAAUGUUUAAGAUAGGUUUCAUUUUUGUAUUAAUUUAGUUAUUAGGUAGUAAAUACAUCAUAUUUCUAA